CGGUGUUGCUGUUCAAAUGGGAGCGACUAGACAUUAUUCUAGAAGUUAAGCGACCUCUUCCUGCGACAAGAACCAAAGCAUUGUCACGUUUUGAGCUAAGAAAGGAAUCAUUGAAGCGAUCUUGUUCACAAUUCCAGCGACCACUUACGAAAGCUGAGAAAAGACUUUUGUACGACACAAUGGUGGUGGACGACGAACACCGACUCAUUUGGUGUCCUGUCAGAAAAUCCGGGACGACAUCCUGGCGUAGCAUGAUGCUCAUUUUGGCGGGAAGAUUUUCGGACGUAAACGCGGCGGUAGACCACGCCUUGCACCACGACUUCCAGUAUCUAACGCGCUUGAGUAAAAAGUAUCACAGCAAUGCGGAUAUCGAGUGGAGGUUGAAGAACUACACGAAAUUCAUGUCGUACAGAGAGCCUCUACAACGUGUCGUUUCCGACUACAGACAGAUUAGAUUGCAUAAAACUCCAGGUCAAACAAAAGUUUGCGAAUGGGUUGUAGAGUACAACAAGCGUCUCAAUGGAGGCAAGAGUAAACCGGAUGCUUGGAAAAACAUCAGCUUUCCUCAUUUUGUCAAUUAUAUCACUCGUUUCUAUGACAACAAAGAAAAGUAUCUAGAUCUUAACAUUCAUUGGAGACCAAUCAACUUGAUUUGCCAUCCUUGUCACAUUGAUUAUGAAUUCCUCGUUGACAUGGAUAGUACUGGUCUUGCUGAGGAAUCAGAUUAUCUCCUCAGAUCUGUUGGAGCUCCCUCUUGGCUGCAUCUGCCGCACGACAAUCGAUCGGGUAACGAAACAAAGUACAGCUUUUUCUCUCAGCUUUCGACCGCUCAGUUUCAACGUCUUCGUGAUCAAUACGACGACGACUACGAGAUAUUUGGAUAUCAACGUGUCAAUCAACAUGAAGAAAGUCUGUGA
Corticium candelabrum is the source of this 917-nucleotide messenger RNA. Its product is annotated as carbohydrate sulfotransferase 8-like. The record is from RefSeq and is a predicted model, not a curated record. Gene Ontology annotation, cellular component: membrane. NCBI's taxonomy places the organism in Eukaryota, Metazoa, Porifera, Homoscleromorpha, Homosclerophorida, Plakinidae. Gene Ontology annotation, molecular function: sulfotransferase activity. The transcript is spliced from 2 exons. The coding region runs from base 180 to 917 and encodes 245 amino acids. Gene Ontology annotation, biological process: carbohydrate biosynthetic process.